CGCCCCUCCCCACCUUCUUUCCCUUCGAUCCCCUCCCCCGACCAUCUUCCCAUUCCAUGGCCCUCGCCCUCUCUCCCCCUUGUUGUCCUCCAUGCCGAGCUUAGGAGGUCUGUUGAAGAAGCGGCGAACGAAGGAUUCUCAAACCCUCGCGUCGGAGCUGCCUGCAUCCUCCGAAACCCAGACCGUCCCCGAUUCCCACGACUCCCACACCCACGAUUCCUCCGAAGGCGCCUCCAUGCAACCCGCCGAGAGCUCGCAAGCAUCUCCGCAGCAGUCCAACAAUGCCGCCAGCAUUAAUAACCUCAUAAAUACCCCUGCCAAUGCCUCUCAGGCCCACGGCUCCGCCCAGCAUUCUAAUGCUGCUCAAGCGCAGGGCCAACAGGCCCAGCAGCAGCAGCAGAAACAAGAACGCACGACCAAGGGCAAGUACUCUCAAGAGGACUUCCUGCUGCAGCGCACCCUCGGCACCGGUAGUUUCGGUCGAGUUCAUCUCGUGCAAUCUAAACACAAUCAUCGCUUUUAUGCAAUGAAAGUGCUCAAGAAGGCCCAGGUGGUCAAGAUGAAACAGAUCGAACACACCAACGACGAGCGCCGAAUGCUCAAUCGUGUUCGACAUCCGUUCCUGGUGACCCUGUGGGGAACCUGGCAGGACUCGCGAAACCUAUACAUGGUGAUGGAUUUUGUCGAAGGUGGUGAACUCUUCAGUUUACUGCGCAAAUCACAAAGAUUCCCUAAUCCGGUUGCUAAAUUCUAUGCGGCGGAAGUCACGCUGGCGUUGGAGUACUUACAUUCCCAUCAAAUCAUCUAUCGUGACCUGAAGCCAGAGAAUCUUUUGCUGGACCGUCACGGUCACUUGAAGAUCACCGACUUUGGCUUUGCGAAAGAUGUGCCCGAUAUUACCUGGACGCUGUGCGGUACUCCCGACUAUCUAGCUCCCGAGGUAGUCUCUUCCAAGGGUUAUAACAAAUCCGUUGACUGGUGGUCAUUGGGAAUUCUUAUCUUUGAAAUGCUGUGUGGAUUUACUCCCUUCUGGGACAGCGGGUCCCCAGUGAAGAUCUAUGAGAAUAUCCUGCGCGGCAAGGUCAAGUACCCGCCGUACUUGCACGAUGACGCCGUCGAUCUACUGUCACAACUGAUCACGGCCGAUCUGACCAAGCGUCUGGGCAACCUGCACGGGGGCCCUGAGGAUGUCAAGAACCAUGCGUGGUUCGCCGAGGUCACUUGGGACCGGCUGGCUCGCAAAGAUAUCGACGCGCCCUAUAUCCCGCCCAUCCGAGGUGGCCAAGGUGAUGCAAGCCAAUACGAUAAAUAUCCCGAAGAGACAGAGCACUACGGCAUUGAGGGUGAAGAUGCCUACGGCCAUUUGUUCCCCGACUUCUAAGAGUGCUUGUAUGAUUUAUGACGAGAUGAAAGGCUCGCGCAAGGGCGCGAGAUUUUGAACUUCGCACUGGGGCGCUCGAUGGAGUCGCCGUGAAAAACCGGAGUGAUCUUAUAUCUAUGGAAAACCGUACCGAUCUCAUUUAUAGCAAUUGGACUCGAAGUUAUGUUUCUUCAAUCUUCUCUGUGGGAUCGCUUUGGGUCUAAGGGGUGGUUAUCUCUUUAGUGAAUUCUUGGAACUGGCUUUUUUUUAUUACUUUUGUUUGGUCUUCUUAAUUUUUGUCUCGAUAUACAAGGGGGAUUGGUCUUUGAUUCCCUCUAUAUCCCGAACCCAAGAUCUUUGGCCCUUAAUGUACACGGGGCUCUCCGGCCGUCUCUUAUUCGUACACGGAUCCCUUCAUUGGAUCAUCGUCAUUUUCCGUCCCCCGCCGUAGUAGACAUAACGUCACGAAGGAUGGGCAUGUAAAGUUGGUGAAGGCUCGAGUUGCCUCGUCUCUUACAGAGACAGACCGGCGACGUCGCCGCCCAUCUUCUUCCGCUCCUCGUUCAUGCGGUGCAUGUAGCUGCGGCUGACGACGUUCCACAUGUUGAUGUACUUGUCCAUGCAGCUGGACAUGCAGGAGUUCUCCUUGGAGGAGAGGGAAGAGCCGGGGGCAGUGACACAGGCAUCGAAGCAGUUCUCGUUGAUUUUCU
Molecule: messenger RNA, 2070 nt
Organism: Penicillium brasilianum
Lineage: Eukaryota; Fungi; Ascomycota; Eurotiomycetes; Eurotiales; Aspergillaceae
Source: the annotation of a GenBank genome assembly